Molecule: messenger RNA, 768 nt
Organism: Phaeoacremonium minimum UCRPA7
Lineage: Eukaryota; Fungi; Ascomycota; Sordariomycetes; Togniniales; Togniniaceae
Product: putative mas3 protein
Exons: 2
Coding region: 1-768 (255 amino acids)
Source: RefSeq, a predicted model, not a curated record
AUGGCAUCCCUCAAGACCCUCCUCCUCACCUCCCUGCUCGCCACCGCCGAGCUCGUGGCCGGCCACGGCGCCAUCAUCGCCGCGACCGGCGACGCCGGCGGCUCGGGCAUGGCGCUGGGCAUCGACACGAGCACGCCGCGCGACGGGACGCGCCGCAACCCCUUCCAGCAGGACAGCACGCGGUUCAAGGGCGACGCGGCGGACACGUUUGGCGAGACGGUCGGCGCGGGCGACAACGAGCUCGAGGCGGGCACCAAGGCCAUCAUGGCCGAGACGGGCGAGCAGCUGCCGCAGGUGUCGCAGGGCGGCGAGGUGCAGAUGACGCUGCACCAGGUCAAUGCUGACGGUGGCGGUCCGUACACCUGCAUGAUCAAUGCCGACGGCACCGGCCAGGACUGGCAGAACAUUGAUGUCACGACCACGCCUCCAGGCGAGAACUCGCGCAACCGAGAUGGUGCCGCCACCGACUUCCCUCUGAAUGCGGCCAUCCCGGCCGACCAGUCCUGCACCGGUACCGUGGCCGGCCAGGACAACGUGUGCCUCGUCCGGUGCCAGAACGCCGCUCGCGCCGGCCCCUUCGGCGGUGUCGUCCCGGUACAGAUGGCCAACACCACCACGCCGGCCCAGGCCCGCCGGGCGCUCGCCCUGUCCAUGAAGCGCAGCGAGCAGCUGCUCACCAAGAUGAUCAAGCGCGCCUCGACUAUCGACGUGUCUGACCUGGACCCGGAGUAUCUCGCUGAGCUGCGGGCCGAUGGGGAGGAGAUCUGA